AUGGCAAUCACUUUUAACAGCAGCCUCGAAAAAGCCACUUUCUUCCUGACAGGAUUCCAAGGUCUGGAAGAUCUCCACGGCUGGAUCUCUAUUCCCUUCUGCUCCAUCUAUUUGACAGUGAUUAUAGGGAACCUUACCAUCCUCCAUGUCAUCCGCACUGACGCCACCCUCCAUGAGCCUAUGUACUAUUUCUUAGCUAUGCUGGCCCUCACAGAUUUGGGCCUUUGCCUUUCCACCCUGCCCACUGUCCUGGGAAUCUUCUGGUUUGAUGCCCGGGAAAUUGGCAUCCCUGCCUGCUUCACUCAGCUCUUCUUCAUUCAUACUUUGUCUCUGGUGGAAUCUUCAGUUUUGUUGUCCAUGUCCAUUGACCGUUAUGUAGCCAUCUGCAAUCCGCUACGUUAUUCCACCAUCUUAACAUCUUCACGCAUUAUCAAGAUGGGAUUAACUUCAGUGCUUAGAAGUGCCCUCCUCAUCCUCCCCCUGCCAUUCCUCCUCAAACGCUUCCAUUACUGCCGCUCCCAUGUACUGGCACAUGCUUAUUGUCUGCAUCUGGAGAUCAUGAAACUGGCCUGCUCUAGCAUUAUCGUCAACCACAUCUAUGGACUCUUUGUUGUAGCAUGCACGGUGGGCGUGGACUCGCUCCUCAUCUUUCUCUCUUACGCCCUCAUCCUACGCACUGUAUUGAGCAUAGCCUCCCGCCAGGAGCGGCUCAGAGCCCUCAACACCUGUGUGUCCCACAUCUGCGCUGUACUCCUCUUCUACAUUCCUAUGAUUGGCUUGUCUCUUGUGCAUCGCUUUGGUGAGCAUCUGCCUCGUAUUGUACAUCUCCUCAUGUCUUAUGUGUAUCUCCUGGUACCGCCUCUCAUGAAUCCCAUUGUCUACAGCAUCAAGACCAAACAGAUAAGACAACGCAUUGUUAAAAAGUUCGAGUUUGUGAAGACACUUAGGUGUUUUCACCAGGAUUAG
Messenger RNA from Elephantulus edwardii (Cape elephant shrew), 966 nucleotides. Its product is annotated as olfactory receptor 51G1-like. Gene Ontology annotation, molecular function: G protein-coupled receptor activity; olfactory receptor activity. The record is from RefSeq and is a predicted model, not a curated record. The transcript has a single exon. Gene Ontology annotation, biological process: G protein-coupled receptor signaling pathway. Bases 1 to 966 code for a protein of 321 amino acids. Gene Ontology annotation, cellular component: membrane. Lineage: Eukaryota; Metazoa; Chordata; Mammalia; Macroscelidea; Macroscelididae.